This is a messenger RNA of Porites evermanni, 714 nucleotides long. The record is from the annotation of a GenBank genome assembly. NCBI's taxonomy places the organism in Eukaryota, Metazoa, Cnidaria, Anthozoa, Scleractinia, Poritidae.
GGUACAAAACGAGUGAACGCAAGAGUUCCAUGGACGAGGGAAGUGAAUAAGCUUGUGAUGGAAUGCUACUUGAGAAAUGAACCGUCUAGAAGAGGGUACAGGAAGCGCAUGUUAAAUAUCAGGAGAAAUGAUAUUGGUGUAUUUGAGUGUAGUGAGCAAAGGCUUGCCGAUCAGGUGAGGGCAAUUAAAGUUAACAACUGGCUUGACCUAGAAAUGGAAGAACUAAGGAGGAAAAUUGAUCGAUGUGGUGCAUCAAAUGAGCAAAUGACAGACGUUACUCGAGAGAAUCAUGCAGACAUUACAGAUCACUACAGCUCUUUACAACCUGAGUCUGAAGAUGCUCAACCGAGUGAGAAUGAAAACGGGACUGACGAAUCUAUCAGAUCAAAAAUGCAUAUGAAUGGACUGGACGAGUACAUCAAUCUGGCACCUGAAAUACUGGAAUAAUUUGAACAGGGGAGUAAUACAAAACCAUACAACUUGCGUAGACUACACCGACGAAAAGUGAAGCAGAAAGUUCAGGAGGUAGAUAAGGUUUUGAGUUUUAAAACAACAAAGGACAUUACUGAAACAAGCAAUCUGAUAAGGGCAGCUGCGUUUGUUGCUGGGAGAUCGUUGGGCGUAAAGGAAGGAAGAACAAAGGGCGCACGGAGAGAACGACCAUGGAAACAAAGGGUAAAGAAACAAAUUGAUGAACUCAGAAAAGACAUUAGU